This is a messenger RNA of Echinococcus granulosus, 2985 nucleotides long. Its product is annotated as Integrin beta-7. Gene Ontology annotation, biological process: cell-matrix adhesion; cell migration; cell adhesion mediated by integrin. Lineage: Eukaryota; Metazoa; Platyhelminthes; Cestoda; Cyclophyllidea; Taeniidae. The coding region runs from base 1 to 2985 and encodes 994 amino acids. The record is from RefSeq and is a predicted model, not a curated record. Gene Ontology annotation, molecular function: integrin binding. Gene Ontology annotation, cellular component: cell surface; integrin complex; focal adhesion. The transcript has 12 exons.
AUGGGCCGUGGUCCUACUUGUUCUUGGUGCUUUGAUAGUGAAUACGAUGAUACAGCUGAAGGUCCAGGUUAUCGUUGUGAUGAACGUAAUAUUCUGUUGGAAAGAAAUUGUCCCGCUGGCAAGAUUGAGAGUCAAAACUCAACCAUUGUUGAUGCUGGUGUUCAAGGCGGUGACGCACAGUUGAUGCCUCCGCGCCAAAAGGUGUCUGUUCGUCCCCAUGAUAGUUUUAAAAUUGAUUUCACCUUCCAAUCGAAAACCGACUACCCUGUGGACAUCUACUUUCUCGUCGACCAAAGCUAUACUAUGCGUGACGACUUGGAAACGGUCUCUCGACUCACUAAAGACAUUGCCAACUCAUUCACAGUCGUUACCAAGGAUCUUCGAAUGGGUUUCGGGGCAUUUGUUGAUAAACCGGUUUUUCCCUUCAUCGUGCCCACUCCUGAGGCACAAGUUAAUCCUUGUCUCUAUGGUGUCGGUAAUCAAGAUCUUCAGUGUGACCCACCUUUCCUCUACAAACACAUUCUCUCUCUGACUAGCGAUUUUGCCGAGUUUGAACAAAAGACUAUUCUCUCGCGUCCGUCAGGGAAUUUGGAUAGUCCAGAAGGUGGGCUGGAUGCUCUCCUCCAGGUCGCUCGAUGUCCUGAAUACAUUGGAUGGCGUAAAAAUGCGCGUAAAAUCGUUCUCUUCGCAACUGAUGGAGGUUUUCAUUUGGCUGGAGAUGGUCGCCUCGCAGGACUGAUUAAACCACCACCCAAGACGUGCCAGCUCACCUACGAACUGGAUAGAUUCAAUAAGUCGUUGGUGUACCUUGGAUGGCACAAUUCUGUGGAAACGGAUUAUCCCAGUGUUGGAGAGGUUGCGGAGGUGCUUACAGAGAGGGAUAUCAGUGUCAUCUUCGCCAUUGAUGCAAAGGUAUUCCCUCUCUACGAGAAGCUGGCCGCCUUCUUGCCUUCUGCGGCCGUGGGCACUCUCACCGACAGCUCCACCAACAUCGUUAACUUGCUGCGUGAGAAUUAUGACAAAAUCGCCAACCGAGCCGAACUCAUCCUCUCUUACGACACGGACUCUCUCGAGGUUGAAAUUCUCGCCAAGUGCCAGGGCGAAACGGAGUUUACGAAGAAGACGGUGUGCAAGGAACAUCCUGUUGGUGGGAAAAUUGAAUAUCGGGUCUCUGUAACUCCCACUCGAUGCUUUUCUGGCAAGAAGGAGGUGAUUCUCAAAAUGGUGGCCUUGGAGGAACAGGCCAUGCUGGAAGUUACCUCCGCAUGCCACUGCCCCGCCUGCGGCACCCCAACGGCCUCCUAUCCAACCUCGCCACGUUGUCAAUAUCACGGUUACCUGUUGUGCGGUGCCUGCGUCUGCGCCCCUCAGUACUCGGGCGAGUUCUGCGAGUGCUCUGCGGAGUCCUCGCAGCAGGAGGAGAUCAUGUUGCAGCAGUGCACGCGUCCAGGGGACGAUGUACCCUGUUCUGACCGUGGACGCUGCGUCUGCGGCCGAUGCAAGUGCAACCUGGCACGCUAUAUGGGUCUCUACUGUGAAUGCGACCGCCACGGCUGUAAACGCGCCUUCGACGACAACCAGGUGUGCGGUGGGCCGCAGCGUGGGGAAUGCCAGUGUGAUGGAACUUGCAAAUGCAAACCUGGCUACACCGGUGAACGUUGUGACUGCAUCGACAGCAAUGCCAACUGCUACGAUCCCAACAACCCCGAUGGCCCAGCCUGCUCUGGCAUGGGCGUCUGCGACUGUGGCCAGUGUUUUUGCAACUCCGGUCGUACCGGCCAGUUGUGCAACGAAGUGCAGGGUGGAGAGUCAGCGCUCUGCACCGAUCGCGGUGUAGAGCAGUGUGUGUUGUGUCUGCGCCGUGAGAUGCUUGGCACCGACGAGGUGAGAAUAGCGGAGGAGGCAGAGAAGCGUCCGCCCACCGCCCCACCUGUGACUGUCAGCCCCGAGACCGUGGCCGCCUGUCACGCUGUUUGCAAUACUACUGUCAUCGAUACGACCAAAGUGCAAAUCAUUGAUGAGGUGGGGGAGGAGAGCAAAGAUGUGGGCGAGGGAGGCGGAAGUGGUGGCGGCUCUGGCGGUGGAUCUAAUCUCUGCAUCAUCUACACGGAGGACUCAUGCCGUGUGAUGUUCAAGUACCGCUACUCGGAUGCUGUAUACAUUCAUCGGAAGGUUGACCUGAAAAUCGUGCGCAAGAGCGAGUGCACCAAGACCACGGGCAUCCUCUACAUUAUCCUUGGCGUGAUUGCGGGCAUUGUGUUGGGUGGCCUAAUCCUCCUCCUCAUUUACAAACUCGUUAUCACCAUCGACGACCGUCGUGAAUUGGCCAAGUUCAAGAUGCACAAUGAGAAUGUGCACUGGGAGAUGGCGGAGAAUCCGAUCUUUGAACCGCCCACCACGCGUGUCAUGAAUCCCACCUUCAAUGACGACGCCGCCUUGGAGUUGUCUCAGCUGCUUGCUUCUCGACUCUCGUUGGUUCACCGUGGUCAUCGCUCCUACCGAUUCAUUCCCAGUAAACCCGUGUGGCGUUGGCAUGACGACAGGAGCCCAUGCUCGGACAGCGCUAUCUUCACUAUCCCGCCCGAAGAAAUCCCCCCACGCAUCGAACUGGACGACCAGACGCUAAAACUACUCGAACGACUGAGUUUGGUCAACUUCAAUGAAGAGACAACAAAGACAAUCGUGGAGGAAGCCAUCCACUUUGCCGACUGCCUCCUUACUCCAGUGGUCUUCAGAGGUUGCGCUACCAGGGCGACAGUGGAGCCGAUGAUUAGUCUACUGGGUGAGAAGGACUGGGAGCCGGUAGAGGUGGUGGCGGAGGAUUGGACGGAGGGGGGAAAGGAAGGGAGUGAUCCUAUUGCCGUCACCGCUGCGCACAUUCUGCACCAUGCCGCAGUCACCUGGGAGAACUACUUUGUCGCACCGCCUAGCAAUCAGCCCAUCCAUCCCGAGCUGGAUGGAAAGGCCAAGUCUUUGGAUGGUUGA